AAAGUGUAGUGUAAGUCUAUCAUAGUUAACUGAAAUCAUUUGAAGUUACAAGUCAAUCUAAGUUGCUUCAUUUGGGACCAAGUGAUUUUCUUAGAACAAUCAACUAAAGUCAACUGAAGUUAUAGUCAGUCAGUCAUUUCUUUUUCACACGGGCAAUGAUAAGCAAUUAGGUUCAAUUUAUGAUGAAAUAAAUUUCAAAUAAAAAACGGAUUUUCAAGUUGUCAAAAGCAUCUAGUUCGUGCUGCUACCACCGUAUCAUUUCGAAGCAGCACACUCGAUAAAUUUCGAUGGUUGCCUCACACACGCACAGAUGUAUUGCGUCGAAAAUAGCGUGACAAAAGCGUACACGUCUCAUGUUGAAUGUAUACGUUGUUACCUCAAAAUCGUGUCUACCGCUAUUGCUGUUGUUUUAUUCUCAUUAUUCAUUUGCAGAAUAUAAAGAAAAUAAUCCCGUGAAUUAUGGCUGCUACUGAAGAAAAGGACGUUGAAAAGACCAUUUCGGAAGAUAUCGUGGUCACUAAAUAUAAACUUGCUGGAGAAAUUGUAAAUAGAACAUUGAAAGUGUUGUUGAGUGAAGUGGCUCCAGGGAAGUCGGUCAAAGAGAUUUGCGAAAAAGGUGAUCAAUUAUUGUUGGACGAAACCUCAAAGGUCUUCAAGAAGGAGAAGGAUAUUAAAAAAGGAAUCGCUUUUCCAACGUGUUUAUCGGUGAAUAAUUGCAUUUGCCAUUUCUCGCCAACGAAAAAUGACCCCGACUAUGUGCUGAAAGAGGGUGAUGUUGUUAAAAUUGAUUUGGGUGCACACAUUGAUGGCUUCAUCGCUGUUGCAGCGCAUACGGUGGUUGCCAAAUCGGACGCCACAUCGAAAGUCACUGGUAGAAAGUCUGAUGUUAUUCUAGCAACAUAUUGGGCUAGUCAAGCUGCAUUGCGGUUACUCAAGCCAGGCACGGGUAACUAUGCAAUUACUGACGCCGUUCAGAAAAUUGCUAGUGAAUACAAAUGCAAGCCAAUCGAGGGCAUGUUGAGUCAUCAGUUGAAGCAGGGCAAAAUUGAUGGUGAGAAAACGAUUAUUCAAAACCCGAACGAGGCACAACGUAAAGAGCAUGAGAAAUGUGAAUUUGCAUUGCAUGAAGUGUAUGCCAUCGACGUAUUAAUCAGCACCGGUGAAGGUGUUGGCCGUGAAAAAGAUACAAAAGUGUCAAUCUUCAAGAAAACCGACGAAAACUAUCAACUCAAAUUGAAAGCAUCUCGAGCAUUGAUCACGGAGGUACGAAACAAGCACGGAAACAUGCCAUUCAACUUGCGACAUUUCGAAGAAGAGACAAAAGCCCGAAUGGGCGUCGUUGAAUGCAUAUCGCAUAAAAUGAUCGAACCGUUCCAAGUUCUCUACGAAAAACCAAGUGAAAUCGUUGCACAGUUCAAAUUUACGGUGCUGUUGAUGCCGUCAGGAAUAAAUUUGGUUACCGGUUUGCCAUUCGAUGUAAACCAAUACGAGAGCGAAAAUAACAUUCUUGAUGCUGAAAUGAAGGACUUAGUUUUGUCUGAAAUUCCAAACAAAAGCGCAAAGCACAAAGCAAAGAAGAAUGCAGCCAACAAAGGGGGCGCAAGCAAUACAACAACGACACCAGCUGCCGAUGCCAAGCAAGACGCCAAAGCGGCUAAGUAAAUAGCGAAGCCGUGAGCACGCGUCCGUUUAUUGAUUUUUGUUUGUAGAGAAAAAACGAUGAUGAUGAUGAUGAUAUUGGAAGAAAACACAAAUGACUUUUUUUUUAAACAAAAAUGAAAUGGCCAUCACCAAAAUAGCUGUCAGGAAAAUUUACAUUGUACACGUUUGGCGAAGCACACGCUAAAAAUAUAAUGAUAAUACAAUCGAAAACAUAAACAACAAACAAAAAACACUAUCGAUGUCAACCGCUGCAUUUAAUUAACUUGUAAAUCUGAGCUACUACUUGUCGCAUUCGAUGAAAUGUUUGAACAUUAAACAAAAUGAAAGAAGAACAUUUACAUUUCUCUGGCUUUACUUAACAAUAGGAAACGUGUUCAAUUAGAUUAUACCGAAAAGUUUCAAUAAAAAAAAAACAAAACACGGAGAAAAAUGUAAUAGAUUCGAUUACAUUUUUUUUAAAGAAUUCCAUAUUGAAA
Molecule: messenger RNA, 2138 nt
Organism: Sitodiplosis mosellana (orange wheat blossom midge)
Lineage: Eukaryota; Metazoa; Arthropoda; Insecta; Diptera; Cecidomyiidae
Product: proliferation-associated protein 2G4
Exons: 7
Coding region: 460-1662 (400 amino acids)
Source: RefSeq, a predicted model, not a curated record